Thermothielavioides terrestris NRRL 8126 is the source of this 3007-nucleotide messenger RNA. RefSeq lists its product as uncharacterized. Gene Ontology annotation, biological process: L-arginine biosynthetic process. Gene Ontology annotation, molecular function: NADP+ binding; arginine binding; L-glutamate N-acetyltransferase activity, acting on acetyl-CoA as donor. Gene Ontology annotation, cellular component: cytoplasm; mitochondrion; mitochondrial matrix. The coding region runs from base 163 to 2814 and encodes 883 amino acids. The transcript is spliced from 2 exons. The record is from RefSeq and is a predicted model, not a curated record. NCBI's taxonomy places the organism in Eukaryota, Fungi, Ascomycota, Sordariomycetes, Sordariales, Chaetomiaceae.
AGUUGCGGUCAAGCAGCGCUGUUUAUUACCGCUAGGGAUUGUUAGUCACAUCGGCAGCCUAGCAACCCGCCCACAGCUGUUCUCGACGAGUCUUCCAGGGGACACCUUCCACCUUCCUCUCUUCCCUCUUCCCUCUUCCUUCUCGGCACCCCGCUCCCAACCAUGCUCUCUGCCAGUGCUGUUGCCCUCCGGGCGGGCGCCCGCCGCACCGUCCGCCGCGUGCCCCUCCGGUCUCGUGCGCCCGCCCUCUCCGCCGUGCCCGGCGCCGUCCGCCGCCACAGACCAUUCUCCACGUCCGCUGCCCGGACCGCCGACCUCAGCACCCGGGCCAUGAUCGUGCAGACCCUGUCGUCCGUCGGCUCCAAGCGCGAGGUCCAGCAGUAUCUCUCGUUGUUCACUUCCGUCUCGUCCCAGCGCUUUGCCGUCAUCAAGGUCGGCGGCGCCAUUCUCACCGACUACCUCGACGAGCUCUGCUCGAGCCUGGCUUUCCUCUACACCGUCGGCCUCUACCCCGUCAUCGUCCACGGCGCCGGGCCACAGCUCAACACCCUGCUCGAGCAGGCCGGCGUCGAGCCCCAGUUCGAGGAGGGCAUCCGCGUGACCGACGCCAAGACGCUGCGCGUGGCUCGUGAUCUGUUCCUGCGGGAGAACAUGAAGCUGGUCGACAAGCUGGAGGAGAAGGGCGUGCACGCGCAGCCCCUGACGACCGGCAUGUUCAGGGCAGAGUACCUGAACAGGGACAAGUGGGGCUACGUGGGCAAGAUCACGGGCGUGAACAAGCAGUCGAUCGAGACGGCCAUCAACAACGGCUACCUGCCGAUCCUCACCUCCAUGGCCGAGACCGACGACGGGCAGAUCCUCAACGUGAACGCCGACGUCGCUGCCGCCGAGCUGGCGCGUGCGCUGCAGCCCCUGAAAGUCGUGUACCUGUCCGAGAAGGGUGGCCUGUUUGAUGCGGCCGGCCAGAAGAUCUCGGCCAUCAAUCUGGACGAGGAGUAUGAGCACCUCAUGUCGCAGCCCUGGGUCAAGUACGGCACCAGGCUAAAGAUCAAGGAGAGCAAGGAGCUGCUGGAUACCCUGCCGCGGUCGUCUAGUGUCGCCAUCAUCCACCCAGAGCAGCUGCAGAAGGAGCUGUUUACCGACUCGGGCGCUGGCACGCUCAUCCGCCGCGGCAGCAAGCUGCUUUCGGCCACGAGCCUAUCCGAGUUCAAGGACCUGGACGCGCUCAAGGCGGUGCUCGUCCGGGAUCGUGACGGCCCGAAUGCGAUGGCCGCCGUGGACAAGUACCUCGAAUUCCUGGGCCAAAAUGACUUCAAGGCGUACUACGACGACGCCAUGAAUGCGCUCGCCAUCGUGCUACCUGCCAGCAACGGCCGCCAAGCUACGCUCGCCACGCUGACCAUCACCAAGUCUGGCUGGUUGACGAACAUCGCCGAUAACAUCUUCACUGCCCUCCGCAAAGACCACCCCCAGCUCGUCUGGACCGUCAAGGAGGACGACGAGAACCUGGGCUGGUUCUUCGACAAGGCCUCGGGCAGCGUCACGAACAACGGCAGCGUAAUGUUCUGGUACGGGAUCGACAAUACCGACGAGGUCUUCCAGUUGAUGAAGGACUUCGCUGAGCACGGCAGAGCCAUGCUUGGCGACUCGAAUCUCGAGUCCCGGCUGCACCGCGCUGCGACGAGUGGCGCGAAUCCGGCGGCCCAGCAGGUUCGAGCAUACUCGACUCUCGCUCGCCGGCCGGUCCUCGCGGCCCCCCGCUUUGGCGGCCAGGCCUCCAGCGGCAGGACGUUCGUCACCCAAACCAACCCCAACCCGCCGAUCGGCAAGAAGAACGCAUCCAAGUCCCAGCCCGCCAGGAUAGCGCUCAUCGGUGCCCGCGGCUACACGGGCCAGGAGCUGAUCCGCCUGCUCGACUCGCACCCCAACAUGGACCUCCGCCACGUUUCGUCGCGUGAGCUCGCGGGCCAGAAGCUCGCAGGUUACGACAAGCGGGAAGUCAUCUACGAGAACCUCAGCCCCGAGGACGUGCGCGACAUGGAACGCCGAGGCGAUAUCGACUGCUGGGUCAUGGCGCUGCCCAACGGCGUGUGCAAGCCGUUCGUCGAGGCCGUCUAUGAGGGCCGCAAGGGCUCAAACCACAAGAGCGUCAUCGUCGACCUCUCGGCCGACUACCGCUUCGACAGCACCUGGACGUACGGCCUGCCGGAGCUCGUCCCGCGCGAGCACAUCACGCAGGCCACGCAGAUCGCCAACCCGGGCUGCUACGCUACCGCCGCGCAGCUCGGCAUCGCGCCGCUGGUGCCCCACCUCGGCGGCAUGCCGCACGUCUUCGGCGUCUCGGGCUACUCGGGCGCGGGCACCAAGCCGUCGCCCAAGAACGACGUCGCCCUGCUGACCGACAACAUCAUCCCGUACAGCCUGACGGGCCACAUCCACGAGCGCGAGGUCAGCACGCAGCUGGGCGCACAGAUCGCCUUCGUGCCGCACGUCGCCGUCUGGUUCCGCGGCAUCCACCACACCAUCUCCAUCCCGCUCGCCAAGACCAUGACGUCGCGCGACAUCCGCCAGAUCUACCAGGACCGCUACGCCGGCGAGAAGCUGGUCAAGGUCGUCGGCGAGGCGCCCCUUGUCAAGAACAUCAGCGGCAAGCACGGCGUCGAGAUCGGCGGCUUCGAGGUCGACAAGUCCGGCCGGCGCGUCGUCGUCUGCGCCACCAUCGAUAACCUGCUCAAGGGCGCCGCCACCCAGUGUCUGCAGAACAUGAACCUCGCCCUGGGCUAUGCCGAGUACGAGGGUAUUCCGGUCAUGUAAAUGACCCCCCUCCUUUUGUUUCGCGAUACAGUGGUACAGUAAAAAUGGGACGAAAAACAACGGUACAUAUAUCCGCUCGGUCACGGCUUGAUGGAUGCGGGGUCCAGGCGCUGGUUAGCGGGCUUCUUCCUGCUUUCUUUUCUUUGUUUCCCUUCUUUCUUUCUUUUCCCCCCUUUUGUUCCUCGAUGUCGGC